Rotaria sordida is the source of this 1471-nucleotide messenger RNA. NCBI's taxonomy places the organism in Eukaryota, Metazoa, Rotifera, Eurotatoria, Philodinida, Philodinidae. The record is from the annotation of a GenBank genome assembly.
AUUAUUCAUUAUUCAUGGUGAAACUAAAUUGAAUAUGAUUUGUCCAGUUGGUAGUGAUGCAGAAAAACGUUACGGUCGUCCCAUUGAUUAUAUUUGUACGAAUCCAUCACCAAUAGUUCCUCUACAAUCAUGUUUACUUCCAUCAGAUAUUUUAUUCGAUUCAAAUAUAUAUGAACCAAUUGUAUCAAAUGUCUGUCAGGAAAAAAUGAUCAAUAUUAAACAAGGAGAAGAAGACGAAAUAAUAGUACUAGAAUAUAAUAAUGAUAAUCAAAAUGAUAAUGAUCAGGAUUAUUCAAUGUAUGAAGAACAAUUCGAUGAAAUGACUCUUUACAAUAAACGAGAACAGGAAAUGCAAGAUCUUCUAGAAAUUAUUCGAGAUACUCAAUCUAUGGACGAUAAUACAGUUAAUAGUAUCGUACACGAAUCAAAUGGUAGAUUACACACCAAAACAAUCGAGAACAAUAAUAAUCAACCUUCAAAUGAAUUACAAACAUUACCAUCAUCAUCAUCAUCAUCAUCAUCAUCAGUCAUAGUAACAACAUAUCCUGAUCCACCUAUGAAUCAAACGGGUAGAAUUGCUCAUCAUGAUCAUUCUUAUACUAAAUAUGGUGAUCUUGACCGACAAUCUAUUGCUAAAAUAUGUCAAUUUAAUCUUCAAUCACCAUCAUCAUCUUCUUGUCGACAACUAAUGCGAUUAAAUCGUAAAUCAUUCGCUAUUAUAUCAUGGACCAAUGUUUCCAAAGAUGCUGUAAUGAAUCAUAUUAAACGAGAAUUCCCUCUAGAAAACAUCCAAUAUAUUUGUGUUGGUAAAGGAAUCAGUGAAAAAGAUCAUCAACAAACUUUAGAGGUACAAAUUAUUUUUAAAGAAACAAUCAAUAAAAAAACGCGAUUUCUUGAUGGAAUUACUCAAACAUGUUGUAAUUAUAAAGUGACAAAGAAUGUUCUUGCAUGGAAUGACUAUAUUAAAAAAGAUAUAAACUGUCUUGAAUUUGGUCAAUUUGAAUCGACAACAUCUCAUAGAUGUAAAUAUUCGUCAUCACUCUCAUUAUCAACAACUGCAGCAAAAUCAGCAGCAGCAUCAGAAGCGAUACUCGAAGCAACAGCAAAAGCAGCAAAAAAAGCAAUAGCAAAAGCAGUAGCAGCAAAAGCGAUAGCCGAAGCAACAGCACAAGCAGCAAAAAAAGCAAUAGCAAAAGCAACAGCAGCAGAAGCGAUAGCAAAAGCAGCAGCAGCAGCAGUAGCAGAAAAAAAUGCCGUCUCUAUUUCUAUUCCAUUCGAUCAGAAUCAACCAUUAGUUCUAAAAAGAAAAACAACGGUAGAAGCACAAGCAGAAAAAAGAUGUAAAUAUAGUAAUGAAAUACCGGAACAAUCACUUGAACUAGCACAAACAAGUAUGCUUUUAAAUAAUGAAUCUAUUGAUAAAAUUCACCAGUAUAAACAAAGAUCUGAAUACUAUUAUUCACUAAUUUGA